GUCGCGGUGACUAUGCGUCAAUGGCGUAUGGCUCAAUGUAUUUCUGUGCCUAUUUUUAUGUGCAAAUUCUAAAAAUUCGAAAAGAAUCCAACACAGUGUGUGUUAAAAAUAGCUCCUGUGGAAUGUGUCUUCGCCAGCAUGGGAAAUAAUUGUGUAUGUGAAGUUGAGUUCUUUAUACAAAUAAAUACAACUCGGUAUAUCUGAAAAUUUCGUGUCAAAGGCAAAAGAAUUCGUCCACAUGUUUCCCGAAAUCGAUAGUUAUAAUUUUCCAGUGCUUCGAAAAUAUUAUUUCAAUACCGCUAUUUAAUGAAAGAAAUGCCGAAAGUGAGAGAAUCGUUAAGUUCAAAUUAUUAAAAUCCAAAAGGGUGAGUUGCAAUCAUGGACUGCCCGAGAGGUGAGCUUACACGCCGCAACCAAAUUGGCUGACAGUGCUAUUUUUUAAGUAUAAAAAAAUUUAUUUUAAUAAAAAUAUAACCAAGCUCACACGGUAUUGGAACAGAGUUCUACGUGCGGUUUUCGAUGAGCCUAACGACGGUCGACAGCUGUGCGUUUGGGGAACGAAGUGUAAGCGAAGUGCGAGUGCGCCUCAUUUGGCUGUAAUCGAUACACUGUGGCCCCCACGCAUGCAGCCAAAGGCGCCGCGGGGGCCCACCCAUCAUUGGUAGCGCUGCGCGUAUUGCUGUUUCUGGCAACAACAACAACAUUUCUGGUGGGGUCGGUGCCAGCCCUCGCGGUGUCCACAGCCCAAAGACAAAUUGCGCAUCGAAUUGGCCAGACUAGUGUGAGGAGUAGCAACAACAACAAAAAUUACAAUAAUUACAAUAACAGCAAACGUAUAAGUCAUGCAGCAAACAAAGAGUCCGAAGCGGAUGCAACAUCUUUAUGGCCAUUUUUCACAUGGCCGAUGACACGAGCCGGUGUUGCAACGCCAACAACAACAGCAACAAUUACACAACUAAUGCAAACAACAAAUGCCUCAGUAGCAUCAGCUAGAAAUAGGAAGGUGCCCAUAAAUUUGCGCGCCAACAGCGGUGAUAGCGGUAGCAGCCACAACAACAACAACAAUAACACUAAUAAUAAUAGCAUAAGCAACCAGCCAAGCGCAGGGCAAAACAAAUAUUUGACAUGGUGCAAAAUAGUGAGCGAACACAACAACAACGACGACAAUUACACAUACAAAUCAAACAACUACAACGAAAGUUACAAAAGCAAAAGCAACAUUGCAACAGCGACAGCGACAACGAGGCGCAAAGAACAAAUUGGAAACGUAGACGGAAACGCCGGCGGAAACGGAAGCGUUCGGGUAGCGCAUACGGGAAAUGCCAAUAAAAGUAGAAUAAGAAAAAGCGAAAAUAGUUACUACACUGUAAAUAAAUUUGUGUUAGCAGCAAAUGAACGGCGCUCUGUCCGCAGACGCCGUGUAAAUAAGAGCCUUGUAAAUAGUGUAAAUAAGCAUAAAAAUAGGCGUAAAAGUAAUAAUCGGCGCCGUGCCAACGGCCACAGUUCAAUAGUGAAAGGAGAAAGAGAAAAAGGUAAAGCGUUCGCAAAUAUCACGCGCCCACAAUUCGAUCGCGAAAGGCAGUUCAGUGUAAAUUAUUUCAAUAAAAGUGUUCGUGCUGGUGCUGGUGUUAGUAUUGAGUCGCAGCGUAUACAAAAUAGUUCACAAAAUCUUAAUACGAAUAAAGAGGAGGCAAUAUUUUCGGGUGAAUUUUCUUCGCGUGCGCAAAUUUCCACUCACGACAAACAGCAGUCGCUGACGGUAAAUAACAGUGCAACAAUUGCAACUACAACAACAACUACAGCAAGCACGCGGCUCGAUUACAUUGUCAUUACCGAUUACAAUCGGCCACGCAAGCGCACCUUCUGGCAGAAAUACGGUCGUAUACUAUUGAUUGCGAUUGGCAUUUCACUGAGCGUCGCAUGCAUCAGCGUUUUGAUUGUUGCCAUAAACUGUUAUCGUGUCACGGCGCUGAAACGUCGUGCCACUGUCGCUCUAACAUUACCAAUUCCACUGUUGCCCGAAGAUCAGACACUUCUGCACACUGAGCCGGACAAUCCUGUACCCAUGCUAUCGGUACAGACUGCCGGCUACGCGGGAAUGGAGCGGCUCGGCGUUCCGACCCGCACCACACUUAACUCACCACCUGACGACAGAGGGCAAUAUAGCUGUAGAAUGCGCGUGGAGACACUGCCGGCGCGAGACAUUUUAGUACGUAGCGAAACUGUGAUCCGUAGCAACAACACAAGCGGCGGUUGUACGAGCGCUUGUAUGACCACUGCCAAUAGUAGUGGCAAUAAGAGUCAGCAACAGCAGCAACAACUAUUAAAUCAAGAGCAUCACAAUCAACAUUCCCACCAUCAUCAACAGCAACAGCAUCAUCACCAAUACCAACAACAACACUAUCAACACCACCAUAACCAGCAACAACAUUACCAGCGCAUGUCAACGCAACAACAAGAACAACAACAGCAGCAGCAGCAAUCGGCGUGCAGCAGCGCAAGUAGCACGCGUAAUGGCAACAUGCCCGCACGCAGCACAACAACAAGUAUUAGCAACAGCAAUAGCAGCAGCAAUUUCAUGCGCGGUGGCAUCGAGGCGGCUACGCUCAAGUACGGUAGCAUGGGCAGCGGGAGCGGUGGCGCCGGCGGCGGCUAUGGCAGCAGCAUAUCGGGCAGUUCCUGUGGCAGCAAUAGUUCCUGCAAUAGUCACAGCAUUGACCAUCAUCUGCACUAUCAGCAAGCGAAACAGCCGAAGCAGCAGCGCACGCCACGUUGCCCACACCACGUGCCGCUCCCGGAUAGCGAAUGGGGUCAGGAUCGCAGCAUGCAACUACGCGCAAGCUAUCAGCAAUCUGAAUUAACGCGUUCCUACAUCAAACCUCCGCCGAAUAAAACCAUUAAAGACGUUCCAGAACAAUCAUCCUACAAUUUUAAUGCGCUGUCAGCGCUUAGCGGCUCCAACAUAACGCUAUACGCGACGCCCGCGACGUCGACAGCAGCACAGCCACAUCCACCAAAAUCAAAGCCAAACGUGAUCACAAAGCUUUUUUCGCGCAAAAGCUCACCCAAAUCGCCCACAGCGCUCGCAUCAUCAUCCUCUUCCACGUCGGCGUGCUCCUCACUGCCCACGUCCGCGUCUAUAACGUCCAUGCCCGCAUCGACAUCGUCCUCAACGUCAUCGAUAGCGUCCGCAACUGGUGGCGCAGCCCUGGCAGCGGCAGCUCUAUCGUCUGCCUCAUCAUCAUCCGCUACGCCAUCGGCACUCGCUUCGACACCCCUGGCAUCAAUGCCCAUAUCGACCGCGUCAUCGCUAAAGACGACCGCCUGCAGUUACGGCGCCAGCUCAUUGCAAGCGUCCACACCACCUUCCAUAACGGCCGGUCUUGCGACCAGCACCCAACUACUGACCACCAUCGGCGUCUCGUCCACAGCCACACCCGCCUCCAUCGAGCGCAUACCAACGCCGCCACUUUCGGUGACUGUGCCCAUUGGUGGCUACCAUCACCUGCACCACCAUCUCCAGCAUCAUCACCACCAACAGCAACAACAGCAGCAGCGCUUACACCAACAGCAGCAGCAAAUAUUAUUAGACAGCAUUGUGGCCGAAAGCGCCACGCCCACAACAUUGUUGCAAUCGCUGAAGAGCAGCAGCUGCAAUUUGGCUACCGCCGGCGCCGCGGAGCGCAACAGCAGCCGCAGCAGUCUGGUCGCCAUGGACUGCUAUCCGCUGACCGCCGCGGCGUCGGGCGGCAUGACGCCACGUUCGCGCACACCAACAACCCCGGCGAACAACAACAAUUGCAAUUGCAAUAGCAAAGACUGUAACACGUGUACGCCGAACGCAACCACAUAGCGGCGUGUGGCUGCCGUUGCAGGCACCACACUUGAUGGCAUCGAAAUCGCGAAGAUGGCAUAGUGUGGUUGUGGGGCAGGAGAAGUAGAUAAAAGACACGGGUACGGCGCAGCGUGAACAAGUUGUGCAUUAACUAGCAACAAAUUCCUGUAUGCGUAUGCCUAGGGACCAAGGGGGAAAUACAUAGUCUAAGUCGCUGCAAUAUGUUGCACAUACACACUUACGUCGUAUGUACAGCAGUUAUGUAAAUCUAAUUAAUUUGAGCAUGGAACUACUUUAACGCUGGUUUCACAUGAACUUUGUAUUCACAUCAUUUCCAAACGCAGCAGUACGGCACAAGGGAAAAACGAAAAGGCGAAAUGAAAAAUGAAAAAUGAAAAAUGCAUAAACGCACCGCGGUACAUACAUACAUAUACAAAUACACUUGAGAGUGCUAGGUUCUUGCGCCAAAAGCGUUCUGCCGGCUGAGAUUUAAAACAAAAUUAUUUAUGAAUUCGCUUAAGCUAAAUAUGUUUGCGAUUAUUCGAUGCCUAAAGUAAUUUUAAGCCAAUAGUUUAUAUUGUAUUUAUUAAAUUAAUUUUUUAGUAUUCAAAAUUUAUUUUAGCCAAUUAAACGAAAAUUGAUUUCGGCGCCAAAAAGUCAAUCAUAGCAAUUGUCUUUGAUUAUUAGUAAAUUAUAUUAAAAUGAUUAUUUAUUUAGGAAUAAUGCUGGCAGAACACUGGGCGAAAAAGUAUUCACACUGCGAAUUUAUUCAUUCUCAGCCUCCCUGCCUUGAAUACUGUUGUGUUUUUAAACGAUUUUAAUUUGUAAAGAUUAAUCUAAAAUAAAUUACAAUUUAAGUCAAUCAGAUAAGUGUAAAUAAUCUAAAUAUUAGCAUAGGUAAUAAAUAUACUAGCCUUGUCCGUACUACAUAUAGGUAGACAUACUAUUUGUAUGUAGUGUAAGUGAGGAGAAGAAAUUAUAUAAAGGAUAAAUGGAUUUUUAAUUAGUCUAAAAUAGCGGAAAAUAGCUGUAAAUGGAUAAUUAAAUAAAAUAAACUGAAUUAAAUAUGCUAUAUAUUAAAUAUA
Bactrocera latifrons is the source of this 4920-nucleotide messenger RNA. Its product is annotated as platelet binding protein GspB. The record is from RefSeq and is a predicted model, not a curated record. Lineage: Eukaryota; Metazoa; Arthropoda; Insecta; Diptera; Tephritidae. The coding region runs from base 905 to 3853 and encodes 982 amino acids. The transcript has 6 exons.